Messenger RNA from Alternaria arborescens, 516 nucleotides. RefSeq lists its product as hypothetical. The record is from RefSeq and is a predicted model, not a curated record. The coding region runs from base 1 to 516 and encodes 171 amino acids. Gene Ontology annotation, cellular component: nucleus; cytoplasm. Gene Ontology annotation, biological process: modification-dependent protein catabolic process; protein ubiquitination. Gene Ontology annotation, molecular function: protein tag activity; ubiquitin protein ligase binding; zinc ion binding. The transcript has 2 exons. NCBI's taxonomy places the organism in Eukaryota, Fungi, Ascomycota, Dothideomycetes, Pleosporales, Pleosporaceae.
AUGCGCCGUUCAUCCAGCAUCAGCAGCAUCAGCUCGUCCAGCUCCGAAUCCGAGGACACGAUGCAGAUCUUCGUCAAGACGGUAUCCGGCAGCAGCACAAUCCCCCUCACAAUCCCCUCAAACACAUCGAUAAGCACCCUGCGCUCCCUCCUCGCUCUCCGAACCAACCUCUCCACGCCCUCGGAUCUGCGCAUUGUCCACGCCGGCAAGCACCUUUCCUCAUCCGACACCACCUUGGCUGAUUACGCCAUCGGCCCCAACUCGACUCUCCACCUCGCACUCCCGCUCCGCGGCGGCAUGCCCCCAAAGAAGAUCCGUUGUUCCUUCAAGGACUGCAAGGACCGCGCACAACCCAUUGUCGGUGACUGCGGCUUCUGCCAGGGCAGGCACUGCAGCCGUCAUCGCAUGCUCGAGGAUCACAAGUGCGAGGGACUGGAGGACUGCAAGAAGGAGAGCCACGACCGGAAUGCGGACAAGCUGAACAGCGAGCGCACCGUUGCUAUCAAGGGUGUUUAG